UCCCUACGUGACUACAUGCCUUCCCACGCCUACACGUCCUCCAACACCAGAAGCAAUAACAGCACUGGUCCUUUAAGACACCAACAGGAACAAACGCCUCCCUUACAGGAGGUCUCGCGAGGUCGGGUGUGGGGUGAGGCCGUGACCACCAUCCGAAGACCAGACGGUAUAUUCGGUUAUCCGCUCAGUAUGGAUACCCGCGUCCCCAAGGUGUCAGGUGUGUGGUGUAAGUGGCACGAGGACCCACACAUGCAGGAACAACGGGAGUUCUGUGACACAUACGAAGGAUACGUAACACUGUGUACCUGUGUCCACCCUGUCACCGCCUCCGUCAGACAGUCAGCACCGGAGAUCACGAUGAACGAGAUCAUUCCAGUUGCUAUGCUCACAGCCAUCAAGCCCUUCAACUUCUACAGGCAGUUACUGAACCUUCUAGAGACGCCAGGAGCCGCCCAAACCCCUAUCCUGGUGAUGGUGGAUGGUGCCAACACUGAGAUCCUUCGUCUGGUGCGUCUCUUUGGGCUAGACGUGUUAGUACAUCGACCACAGGGGGCACCUGGCACCACCACCCUUCUCAACAUGCACUUCAGGUUCUCUGUACACAACGUCUUCAACUUCUUCCCCGAGGUUGACAAGGCCAUCAUACUGGAGGACGACCUUCUACUUUCACCAGACUUCCUCUCGUUCUUCCAGCAGACGGCGUGGCUACUGGACGCCGACCCGACCAUCUUCUGUGUAAAUGCCUUCUCCGUUAACAGCUACCGGGAGGUGGCGUGGGACCCGACAUUGUUGCGACGUAUCAACAUGUUUCCUCAGUUCGGGUGGAUGAUCAGCCGUCGGUGGGCCAGAGAGCAGUACCGAGCAUGGAUUAGUGAGAAGCAAACUGGUGACUGGGACUGGUGGUUGUCCUCCGAGAAUUCCCUACAGGGCCGCCAUGCCCUUGUGCCAGAGGUAGGACGGACUUAUCACGCCGGAGCAGCAGGAGCACACGUGACAGGCUGGGCUCAGGAACAACUCUUCAGUAACAUGAUCUUUAACCAGGACCCUGACGUCAAGCUGAGGGGCCUGGAGGACCUCGUCUUGGAUCGCUACGACGCGAAGAUGAAGAGAGAGAUACUGGCUGCUCAGGAUGUGGGUCUGAACACACACCCCUGCGCCGGCCCAUUCCUGCCACGGAACAAGACUGGAAUCUUCAGAAUGUUCAUAGCGUCUGAAACGAAGAGUGACGAGUACAACUCCUUCUACGUGAUGCAGCUGUGUUUACGCGGCUUUGUUCAGGACAGCCGAGAGAAGUACAACGGGGCUGUUCGCUUCAACUUGCAGGGUCGUGUUCUGUAUAUUAUUGGGUGUCCUGCCUCCCCUUACUGCUUGCUGUUCCCCAAAGGCGUCAGCAUAUUAAAGCCUUCCCCUGAGUUAAUAUUAAUAGCUGAACGCAGUUCUCAGAAAUGGCAGACUCGGAACUACCCGCCCUACUACCUCCAGCGCUCCUACGUCCGUGACCCUCACCAAGAAUUCCUUAUGGAGAACCUCUUAUAUCGCUACUGGAACGGAACAUUUGUAGAUAGUACAGGGGCCACCUUCUGAAAAUUUCGAAAAGUGUGACCGGCUGGAUAUAAAAUUUUCAUGAUCAUUUUAUGUUAGUAGAGUAAAGUCCUUCUCCAACUUCAAAACCAGUGUUGGACAUCUGACAGUUCCUGCACAACAUAUACAAAGGGUACCGGAAUCGAGACUAAUGUGCCCCAUCCAGUAACACUUAAAUGAUAUAUAAUAUGCUAAAAUUAUAAUAAAUGAAGUAAUAAAUUGAUAACUUUACUUACUAUAAAGUAAGUAUAAUGGUUUUCAAUAUUUACAAAAAGUAAAUUCAGUCGUUUUUAGUAAAUGUUCAUUUGUUUUAAAUUAGACUCUGGUUGACUUUCUAUUUACAAAUAUGUCUGUUUAUUUUUCUUGGCUGACUCUCGUUGUUACUUUUACAAAAAAUAUACAAACACAGGGUAGUAAUAAAAUAAUUACCAUAAUUAGAUUUUAAGAAAUGGCGAUCAAGAUACAUACCUAUAAAGUGAAAACAAGGUUGACAUUUCAUUAGGAUAUCUGUAAAAGAAAAUCCCACGCUAGGCAAUACCAUGGUCUCUCAUACGAAACAUAAUAUGAGUCAAAGUGUAUACAAUGUGUGAACAAUAUAUUGCUACCGGUACAUCGGCACAAGUACUGGUGACAAAAUCGGCACAAUAAUUAAUAACCCUUGUUUAUGUUACCCUGUUGAAAAGUUCCUUAAUAAUCAUCUUCCUCAAGACAUGAAGAAUAGUCAUCAGCUCUUUCACAUUUACUUUGUUCUUCAUGGCAAUUACAGCCGAUUGUACAGUUGCCUCAUAGAGUUCUUUUACCCCACUGUUAUCUUCUUAACCAACCUAACACCCGCCAUGUACUUUACACUCAUGUGGUCUCCUCAUACACUGUACACUCAUGUGGUCUCCUCAUACACUGUACACUCAUGUGGUCUCCUCAUACACUGUACACUCAUGUGUUCUCCUCAUACACUGUACACUCAUGUGGUCUCCUCAUACACUGUACACUCAUGUGGUCGCCUCAUACACGGUACACUCAUGUGGUCUCCUCAUACACUGUACACUCAUGUGGUCUCCUCAUACACUGUACACUCAUGUGGUCUCCUUAUACACUGUACACUCAUGU
Messenger RNA from Homarus americanus (American lobster), 2688 nucleotides. Its product is annotated as protein O-linked-mannose beta-1,2-N-acetylglucosaminyltransferase 1-like. Lineage: Eukaryota; Metazoa; Arthropoda; Malacostraca; Decapoda; Nephropidae. The transcript has 13 exons. Gene Ontology annotation, molecular function: beta-1,3-galactosyl-O-glycosyl-glycoprotein beta-1,3-N-acetylglucosaminyltransferase activity. The record is from RefSeq and is a predicted model, not a curated record. Gene Ontology annotation, biological process: protein O-linked glycosylation via N-acetylgalactosamine. The coding region runs from base 16 to 1584 and encodes 522 amino acids. Gene Ontology annotation, cellular component: Golgi membrane.